AUGGCCCGCUUCAUCGCCCUCCUCUUUUUCGCGCUCCUGUUCGUCUGCAGCCCAGCAAAGGCGGGCGCGGCGCCGGAUCCCUGCGGGGUCGCGGACUCGUGCAAGACCUGCGUCGCGACGAACGGAUGCGGGUGGUGCGGGGAGACGCUCGAGUGCAAGAAGCAGCCCGGGAUGUUCGGUGGAGGUUGCAAGGGCAUGCUCAAGGAGAUGUCGUCGUGCACCCCGCUCAGGGACUCCCUCGUGAAGCUGGGAGAUUCGCUCCCGGCGGUCUCCGCCAAGAUGGUGGCGGCGUACGACGCAGUCCGCGACGCCAUCACCGUGUAG
This is a messenger RNA of Micromonas commoda, 324 nucleotides long. RefSeq lists its product with no specific name. The coding region runs from base 1 to 324 and encodes 107 amino acids. The record is from RefSeq and is a predicted model, not a curated record. The transcript has a single exon. Lineage: Eukaryota; Viridiplantae; Chlorophyta; Mamiellophyceae; Mamiellales; Mamiellaceae.